Xenopus laevis (African clawed frog) is the source of this 1360-nucleotide messenger RNA. It is a transcript of the gene lysmd2.S, whose product is annotated as LysM, putative peptidoglycan-binding, domain containing 2 S homeolog. The coding region runs from base 142 to 822 and encodes 226 amino acids. The transcript has 3 exons. The record is from RefSeq and is a predicted model, not a curated record. Lineage: Eukaryota; Metazoa; Chordata; Amphibia; Anura; Pipidae.
CAGCCAAUAGCCAAUUAGACUACAGAGAGUGAAGUUGCAGAUCUCCCGCGAGGGAACAGACGAGAAGGGACCAGAGCUCAGAGCUGUCGGCGUAGUCCUGCGGGAUGGGAGCUUAGCGCCCUCUGUCGGCCAGUGCGGGAGAUGCAACAAAGUGGCUCCUGGCUGUGUUACGUUGUCCUUUCUCCCCCGCAGACGAUGGAUGACCUUUCACCGGUGCUUCAGCCGCACAGGGAAGGAGCCUCCCGGUAUGGCUACACCAUGUUUCCAGGACUUGAGUCCGAGUCUGAAGCCGAGUUGUCCCUCAGCCUGGCCAUCACCAAAACCCGCUCUUACGGGAGCACAGCCAGUGUGGCGGCCCCCCUUGCCGAGAAGUACAUCGAGCACCGCCUGAGUCCCAGUGAUACUCUGCAAGGCAUCGCGCUCAAGUACGGGGUGACGAUGGAGCAAAUUAAAAGAGCCAAUAAGUUAUUUUCUACCGACUGUAUAUUUCUGCGGAAGUCCUUGAAUAUUCCAGUUAUCUCAAAGAAGGUCUCCCUGUUUAAUGGACUUGGCUCAUUGGACUCUCCCGAGAAUGAAACCCAAGAUACUUGUAGUUCUCCAACAGAAGAGUCUGCAUUAGCUGAGGCUCAUACUGUCUCUAUAGCCAGCUCUAUACAAACAAAUCAGCCUAUUGUUAGGUCAGAUGAAGAGCUGUCAGCCAAAGACUUUCUUCAGAGACUGGACUUCCAGAUAAAGAGGUCUACUCAGGCAGCCCAGAGGCUAAAAGAAGAAGAAGACCUCAGACAUGACAACUCCUAUGCAACUUGCUCCUAUCAACAUUAAGAAACAAGAAGACAUCUGGUCUUGGGAAAGCAAUGGCUGUGGUUCCACAUAUACCAAACAUCUAAUCUGAAAGACUUCCUGUCUGACAAGUCUAUUGUCGAUAUUUUUACUAUGAUUGCACUGAUAUUGAUUUAUUUGCAAGAGUUCAGUGUCCUUAUUAUAUUGCCUUCAAAUACAUAUGGCAGCCUUUAAAACAUAUAUUUAUAUAUUAAAAGCAAGUAAUUUGCAGACACGUCAAAUGAACUAUUAGCUGCAUCUUUUGAUUUUAAAAAAGGGACAUGAAUGACAUAUCUGCACUCCUAUGACAUUCUGUUACAUGGCUGCAGACUGUAUUUCAUUUGCAAUAGUCUAUCCAUAUUUUAUUUUCACUGCUCAUUUUAUCAAUAGUUUAGUCACUUUUUUGGGUUAUCUUUUUUUAUUGCUGUUAAGACCCACAGAGGUAUGUUGAGUGCAAAUGACUUUCCGGUAUUUCAGUGUGAUUUUAUUGUUUUUUCUGACUCGAUUUUUUUAAAAAAAAUAAACUUCUUUCCGUGACUUA